AUGAUGAUAUUAUUUCAAUUGCUUUGCCUCGCCAGCAUCGUUCUCUCUCACCCUACCGUCCUCGAAAACCCCGUCGAUGUUCCAUAUGGUUCAUUCGUAAGCCCUGUUCCUUCUUCAACCAGCCUCUCUCCAACUGCGACACCAACGCCGUCGUCCACCGAUGCCCGCAUCGGCCGUGCCAUUAUAGACAACCAUUGCAAAAUCCCCAUUUAUAUCUGGUCUGUCGGCACAGUCACCCGUGAUCCAGCAACUGUUCUCCCCGGCAACCGCUAUGGUGAAACCUUCCGUGAAGACCACGAAACUGGGGGUAUCGCAAUUAAGAUCAGUACCGAUGAGAAUGGCCUCUAUAAUAGUGCACCAUUGACAGUGUUUGCAUACAAUAUUAAUGGUCAAAAUGUGUGGUACGAUCUGUCGGAUGUCUUUGGAGAUCCCUUUAAGGGUUACCCUGUUGCUCUGUCGCCGGCCGAGCCACCAAUCCAGUGGGCGGGUGGGAUCCCACCGGCUGGAAGUCAAGUUCGUGUGCAAGACUUGUCGGAGGAUCUGGUGCUGACCUUGUGUUGA
Penicillium cataractarum is the source of this 561-nucleotide messenger RNA. RefSeq names its product Bys1 family protein. Lineage: Eukaryota; Fungi; Ascomycota; Eurotiomycetes; Eurotiales; Aspergillaceae. The coding region runs from base 1 to 561 and encodes 186 amino acids. The transcript has a single exon. The record is from RefSeq and is a predicted model, not a curated record.